Pieris napi is the source of this 3426-nucleotide messenger RNA. Its product is annotated as olfactory receptor 1A2-like. Gene Ontology annotation, cellular component: membrane. Gene Ontology annotation, molecular function: G protein-coupled receptor activity. The coding region runs from base 242 to 1684 and encodes 480 amino acids. The record is from RefSeq and is a predicted model, not a curated record. Gene Ontology annotation, biological process: G protein-coupled receptor signaling pathway. Lineage: Eukaryota; Metazoa; Arthropoda; Insecta; Lepidoptera; Pieridae. The transcript is spliced from 4 exons.
UUUGUUGAGCGGACCCGUGCUCGCUGUGAUUCUUGACUUUUCGUGAAUUAUAAAACUUUUGCUUGUGAUAAUUAGUAUUUACUGUUUAUUAAGUGAAUUAAAAGAAACAAGUGGUUCGCUAGAAGGAUUAAUUCAAAAUAUAAGGGGGCAAUCGAAAUGCGGUGGAACGCAGCAGCAGCAGUAAGAUAGCCAUGGUGAUGCCAUGAUAGCGUGAAAGGGCAUAUAGGCUGUAGCCUCAGGGAUGAACGGGACGGACGUACGUGAAGAAGCUGCUAUAGAGCUCGUGCUUAGCGUAGCCGUCACCGUCAUCUCCGCUAUUGGUCUGCUGCUAAACGUCUACAUUCUCUUCAUCAUCGCUUUAACCAAACAGCCGGUUUCCGCAUCGUCGCUGCUUCUGGUACACCUGGGUGUAGUAGGAGCGUUAGCCAGCGGUGCUGCACUAUGCGGCGGGGGUACGUGCGCCUGCGCAGUAUUAUUGCACGCACUGCAUCCAUUGCAACUUUGGACCGUGUGUGGGUUGCACGCUGACCGAGCUGCUGCUAUUGCUGCACCACUGCAUUAUGCUGCCAUUGUUUCUGCUAAAAAGGCACUAAUAUGUGUGGCAAUUGGCUGGGUAGCUACAGCUACUCUACUAGCUCCGCUAGCAAUAGCUCAGCCUCCGCUGGCGUACAAUGCUGGAUUUGGUAGCUGUGUCCCGGACUGUGGCGCUGGUCCCACUGCACUUGCGUUCUGUCUUAUCUACGCCUUGUUAACCCUUCUCUUACCAACGGCACUUGUCUUAGCGUGCAGUUUAAAGAUACUACGCAUUGCCCGAUAUCAUCGACAUCGUAUAGCUGCUGCGAUAUAUGAAGUGACUCUAUCAGCACAAGUCACUGUAACGCACCAACGUAACCCUUUCUCACCCCCACCCCCGCCACGCAGACGAGCAUUAUCAGCAGUUGUCCAGCCUUUAGGAUCAUUAGCAAUACUGUAUUUUCCAUAUUAUUGUAUGUUAAUUUGGCCGGCUAUAGCUGUUCCUCCUCGGUCUUUAGCAGCCUUGUCAGUUGCACUAUUGGCGGCUGCACCAACCGUGAACAGUAUCCUCUAUGGCAUAAGAAGCCGGGCACUAAAGGAUUCGCUCAGAAAUUAUAGAAGAAAGAGAAUGACGAAAAGCGAAGUAACACAGGAGAUCCAAGCCCGUACACCCAGUGCAUGUGGUUCUAGAAGGCCAUCUCUAUCUGCUGGUUCAGGUUGCAUUCGACCACCUACAACUCGGAGAUUGUCAGACGCAGCGGCCAUGGGUGCUCGUGGUUCCGAAAGACCGGCACCCAGAGCUGCAUCAUGCAAUAUGCUUCAAGAUCCCCAUGACGAUGAAACCCCAAGAUGUAGGACAUCAGCCAUUCCGAUUAUACGUGCGCCUCCCCACGUCGUGUUAGGUAGAGCACUAGGUUUAGAAGAGGGAAUGUAUAGGGAGCGACGUCGACGACAAUCUCCGAGAAUUACCGUCACGAGAGCAAUGUCAGAUGAGUGCGAAUCACCUUCUAGACGCCCUCUUUGUCGUCAACAAUCUCGUUCAAGCGGCGCACUUUUAGGAACCUUGUCAUAUUCACCAGCGCUGUCUGAGGAUGUCAAUCUAGAAAGUACAGAUGAACCACUACUUCUCUCGUGGCCUCAACAGGCCAUACGUAGACACGAUGUUUUAUAGAUGGAUACUUAAUGUUAAAGAAGAGCGCAUAAUAGGGACAAUAAUGUCUGCGAAAUGCCAUAUUCCUAUAACUUACGGGUAUCGGUUGAUUUAUUAAAUGAUGGUUUAAAAGGAAUGGUGUAUGCUUUUGUUCACCUCUGUUGUCACUGUAACGAUGUAGUAGAUUCGAGUAUUUAAAUUUUCGCUGCCAAACUAAGCUAAAUUGUGAAUUUUUAACUCGAAGACGUUCCGGUGAUAGCAGAUCUACAAAAGCGGCUUCAUUCAUGAGUCAUAGAAAGUAUACAUUUUCGUUAAAAUAAGGUAACAUCCAAAUCCAAUUAUGCUCAAACCACAGAAAUGUGGUUUGUUUUUGGAAAAAUAGUCAAAGGCAACACCAUUUGUUUGCAUGUAUUUUUGUUUUUGGGUACAAAACGAAAACGUUAUUUUCUAUGGACUUAUGGAUGCCUUUAGAAUAAUUUUACGCUUUCUACUCUUCUCCCCGACCAAACUGACCAAAGAUGUUUCCUAUCUCUACUAUUUUAUCGUAGGUGUAAUUGUUUAUCUUACAGGGUCCCGCCAUAUCGUUAGCUGUAUUUAAAUAUACUGCGCUUCUCAUAUUCCAUAUACUACAUAUAAUUCAUAUUUGUAAAUAAAAAAUGAAACCUGUAUCUAUAUAUAUACAUAUGUAUAUCUAAUCUCAUGAAAAUACCACUUGUAUCCUUUUAUCCCGGAUUAUCGAGUCAUUGGAAUGCUAUUAAAGAAUCCUAUAUUUCGUUUAUUUGGCGUGUGUCUCUUUCAAUACGUUUAUAUUUCGUCUGUACUUUUGCGGCUCGAACUGUUAUUAUUUCUGUUUCAAUGAGUUAUUUAAUUGAUUUUUUGCGACCUAGGCAUUUAAUUCAUUAAUAAUAAUUGUAAAAUUUUGAGAUUGGCCUUAAAUAAUUUAAAAAGCUUUUGUUACCAUUGACGUCCAAUAUUUGGAUCAUCCCAAUCAUCUAUACUCUAAUCUAACGUUUUAGUUGAAAUCUCAUCCCCUCCAAACAUCUCAGGUUUUAUUUUAAUAUUAAAUAAUUUGAGUAUUUUCAAUCAUUAAUUAGGAGCAAAGAUCCACUUUUUCAUUUCCACCAAUGAAUCGCGUCAUCUUUCAAUACAUUCUUACUUUCUCUAUACUUUUCAAGUCAGGCGUAGAUGAAAAUUCUUAUUUUCAGUACAACGUUAGUUCGUAUGUUUUGAAUAACAUUCCUAAUUAUUAAUAAGUCUAGUCAUAUUAAUAUGCUUUAAAGUGCUUAAUGUAGAAGGAAGCGUUGUUUACUUAGAAUUACGUUCAGUCUGUUUACCAUUAGAACAAUAAGCAGUUUCCUACCUAGUUCACCGACUUUCUUACAGUUUAUUUACUUAACAUUGAUAAUGUAACGCGGGUAUCACCCUAAAAUGCUUUCCUAUUUUCUAAAUAAAUCUAUACUUUUCAUAAUAAAGCAGUAAUAUAUAAUGUCGACGGCGUGUGUCAGGCGUUGAAGGUAUAUCGCAUACUUGAAAGAACAAAUGGUCAUAAAACAGAUACAGAACUUUGAGAUCUUAAAACGGUGUAGCGCCACUGGUCUUUUAUUUAAAAACUACAACCGUUACGUUCAUCUGCAUCACCGUGAUAGCUGGAAGUCUUCCACGGUCCGCUUCACUAGACAUUUUCUUUUGCGUGCUAGGGAACUGUGGAAUCUACUCCCGGUGGGGAACUUCCCUUGGAGAUACGAUCUCCAAUUGUUUAAAAA